AAACAGUCUCGCUCCGCACGCCAGCCGUGGCGCGCGUUACAAACAAACAAUAUAAAAAAACAACAAAUAAAAAACGUGCACCGAAUUCCAGCCCGAAUUUUAAAAAUGAAGCUGAUACUGGUGGCGGUGAUCGCCAGCGUGGUGGUGGCGGCCGCCCUGCCACCCUCCUGCGAGAGGCCGGUCUACUGUGACAGCAAGCUGCUGCACCACGUCCAGAUGGCGAGGAUCUACAACGACUCCAAAACCUUCGUCGACUUUCAGAUGAAGACCGACGAGCAGACCAUCCUGGCCGAGUUUGACAAACUCCUCGCGGAGACGAGCGACAGCCCCACGAAGGAGCAGCUCCAGGAGUUCGUCAAUAAAUACUUCGACAACACCAGCGAGCUGGAGAAGUGGACGCCACCCGACUUCAACCAGAACCCGCCCUACCUCCGCAGCAUCAGGGACAAGAAGCUCCGCCAGUUCGCCAGCGACAUCAACCAGAUCUGGCCCGUCCUCGGCAGGAAGGUCAAGGACAUCGUCCACGAGAAACCCGAGCUGUUCAGCUUCAUCCCCGUCCACAACGGCUUCAUCAUCCCCGGCGGCCGAUUCACCGAGCUGUACUACUGGGACACCUACUGGAUCAUUGAGGGUCUCCUCAUCAGUGGCAUGAAGGAAACCGUUAAGGGCAUCAUCGGCAAUCUCAUCGAGCUACAGAGGAAGUUCGGCCACAUCCCCAACGGGGCGCGGUGGUACUACCAGGAGAGGAGCCAGCCGCCGCUGCUGUCGGGCAUGGUGUCCCAGUAUAUGCGAGCGACGAACGACCUCAAAUUCUUGAGGGAGAACAUCGACGCCCUCGAGAGCGAAAUGGAGUACUGGCUGGACACGCAGAGCGUGACUUUCGACGUGUGCGGCAAACAGUACACCCUGCUCCGAUACUUCGCCCCCAGCGAGGGACCCCGGCCGGAGUCCUACUACGAGGACUACACGAACGCCCAGACCUUCCCGACCGAGGAGCUCCGGAAAGAGUUCUACGUCAGCAUUAAGAGCGGCGCCGAGAGCGGCUGGGACUUCUCCACGCGCUGGUUCGUCGACCAGAACGGAGGAAACAGAGGUAACCUCUCGACUAUCCACACGUUCGAAAUCGUUCCCGUUGAUUUGAACUCGAUCUUCGCGAACGCCAUGCAAAACCUGGCAAGUUUCUACUCGAAGAUCGGUCAGCCGCGCAAGGGCGUCUCCUGGGACUGGCUCGCUGAGCAGUGGAGGAACGACAUCCAGGACGUCCUAUGGAACAAAGAGGAUGGCAUCUGGUACGACUGGGACCUGGAGCACGGUCAGCACCGUAAAUACUUCUACCCGAGCAACGUCGCUCCCCUGUGGAUGCGCGCCGUCGAUAAGGUGUUCAUAAAGGAGAAGGGGCCGGUCAUCCUGAAAUACCUCAAGAACUCGCACGGCCUGGACUACCCCGGCGGUGUGCCGACGUCGCUGAUCCGCAGCGGCGAGCAGUGGGACUUCCCCAACGCCUGGCCGCCGCUGGUCAGCAUUAUGAUCAACGGUCUGGAGGCGUUGAAGAUCGAGGAGGCCUCGAAGCUGGCCUUCACUCUCGCCCAGAGGUGGGUCCGGGCGAACUACAAGGGCUUCAACGAGACCAAGGCCAUGUUCGAGAAGUACGACGUGGAACUUCCCGGGAAGGUCGGAGGCGGGGGCGAGUACCAGGUGCAGCUCGGCUUCGGCUGGACCAAUGGCGUGGUCCUGGAGAUGCUGUCCAAGUACGGCAAGUACAUGACCGCGGAGGAGAACCCGCAAGUCAAAACGGUGCCGUCCUACGUCGCUGGAGGACAAAUCGUCUAGACAAAGUAUUAGUGUCGAGUUUAGCAUUGUUACCAAUUGUGCAGCAUGUGAGUAAGCAUACAAACUAGUCUGUAACAGAUGAAGAUUUGUAUUGUAAUGUUAUGUAGUAGAAAGUCUAUCGGGGGUUCCCUUACGAAACGCACUUUAAAGUUACUAUUUUAAAUAAGAUGACUAGACCAUAUCAGUCAGUUAACAGCUUGAUAACUAUUUGUAAAAGUUUGGUGAAGAGAAACAGGAACUUACCU
This is a messenger RNA of Aricia agestis (brown argus), 2075 nucleotides long. RefSeq names its product trehalase-like. The record is from RefSeq and is a predicted model, not a curated record. Bases 106 to 1830 code for a protein of 574 amino acids. The transcript has 2 exons. Lineage: Eukaryota; Metazoa; Arthropoda; Insecta; Lepidoptera; Lycaenidae. Gene Ontology annotation, biological process: trehalose catabolic process. Gene Ontology annotation, molecular function: alpha,alpha-trehalase activity.